AUGGAAUUCACUAGCGCCCUGUUCGGAGCUUCGCUCGUCCAGUCCAAGCACAAGACCACCAAGAAGCACAACCUGGUCGAUUCCUGCUGUUGCUCCAAGCCCACAGAGAAGCCCACAAACUCCUGCACUUGCUCCAAGUGUGCUUGCGAUUCUUGCAAGUGUUAA
Molecule: messenger RNA, 165 nt
Organism: Yarrowia lipolytica CLIB122
Lineage: Eukaryota; Fungi; Ascomycota; Dipodascomycetes; Dipodascales
Source: RefSeq, a predicted model, not a curated record